GGAAUUUUGAAAUUUACCCAUUGGUUUUCUCUCUUUCUUCCUGCCUUCCUUCCUGCCUUCCUUCCUUCCGUCUUUCCAUACCAAACUGUUACCUUCCCCCCAAUGCAGUUCACUACUUAAAGAAUCACUUGAAGAGCCAUUUUUCAUAAAAUUCCAAUCACCACAAACUACACUGCCAAAUCUCUCACCUGCAACAAUGUCUCGUCGCGGCUCUCAGCAUUCCGAUUUCAACCGUCCGCCGCAAUCCUCGGCUUCUUCUUCCACUGCCGGAGGCCGAGGCCGAGGCCGCGGUCGAGGUCGCGGACAUUCCGCUCCGUCUCCUCCGGCUCAAACAUCCUACCCUCCUCCUGCACAAACUUCAUCCGCUGCUUCUCUGGCCCCGUCUACUGCCGCUCCUCCCCGCGCGGUGGCGCCUGUCCCUGCAUCAGCAGGGCCUGGUCCAUCCCGCCCUCCGCCGGUCCAAGCCUCGCCGGCGCCAGUUUCUGGAUCCGGAGCGGUUACUACAACGGCGCCGUCUCCGGCAGUUCAAUCAGUUACUUCGGCGCUCGAGAAGCAACUUACAUUGGAGACGUCAGCACCGUCGUCGUCUAAGGCUAAUAGAUACCCAGACCGGCCAGGAUUCGGGACAGAGGGAAGGAAGAUCCAAAUUCGAGCAAAUCAUUUUCAAGUUCAAGUUGGGGUGCAAGAGAUAUAUCACUACGAUGUGGCGAUCACUCCGGAGAUUACUUCGAAGAAGGUUUCCAGAGAUGUUAUCGACUUGUUGGUUCGAGCACACCGUGAAUCGAUUCUGGGAAAUCGCAUGCCGGCUUAUGAUGGACGAAAAAGUCUUUUUACCGCCGGACCACUGCCUUUUGAAAUUAAGGAAUUUAAGGUCAAACUGGGAGAUAACGAUGAACCAGGGGCUUCUGCCACCCCAACUUCUUCCAGGAAAAAGCGUGAACGUGAGUUUAGGGUCACGAUACGAUUUGCUUCGAAGACUGACCUUCAUCACCUUAUUCAGUUUCUCAGUUGCCGUCAGUUGGACUGCCCUCAGGAAACUAUUCAGGCCCUUGAUGUUGUGCUGCGGGCUACACCUUCUGAGAAUUUUGAUGUGGUUGGGAGAUCCUUUUUUUCUCCUGCAUUGGGACCUAAAGGACCGUUGGGUAGUGGAACUGAAUAUUGGCGGGGGUAUUACCAGAGUCUUCGCCCAACUCAGAUGGGCCUGUCUCUUAAUAUUGAUGUCUCAGCUAGGGCAUUUUAUGAGGCCAUUCCUGUCCUUGACUUCAUUUCGAAGAAUUUUAGACUCGAUUUUCGCAGGCCUUUGCCUGAUCAGGACCGAGUUAAGAUUAAGAAAGCUUUGAGAGGAAUCAAGGUCCAAGUUAAUCAUGGACAGAAUAUUAGACGUUACAAAGUCACUGCAGUCACAAAAGAACCGCUCAGAGCCUUAAUGUUUAAUGAUGACACUGGAACAAAAAAAUCUGUUGUUCAGUAUUUCCAAGAGAAAUAUAAUAUUUCAUUGCAGUAUACACAGCUUUCUGCUCUUCAAGCUGGAAGUGACACUAAGCCAAUUUUUUUGCCUAUGGAGCUGUGUCAAAUUGUUGCUGGACAGAGAUACACUAAAAAAUUAAAUGAGGAUCAAGUGACUGCUCUUUUAAAGGCCACAUGUCAGCGUCCUCGUGAAAGGGAAGACUCUAUCAGACAGAUUGUGAGGCAGAGCAAAUUCAGCGCGGACAAAUUUGCCCGCCACUUUGACAUUCAAGUGAGGGAGGAUCUAGUGACACUUGAUGCUCGUGUAUUACCUCCUCCCAUGCUUAAAUACCAUGGAUCGGGUGGUGAAUCACAGGUUCAACCAAGGAUGGGCCAAUGGAAUAUGAUUAAUAAGAAAAUGAUUGCUGGUGGUACCGUUGAACACUGGACUUGCCUAAACUUCUCUGGAAGAAUACACAGAGAUCUGUCAUAUCAACAUUGUCAGGAUUUGGCUGAAAUGUGUAACAGGAAGGGAAUGCGGUUUAAAGAAAGUCCUGCACUACCAAUCACAUCAUCUCCAAGUGGUCAAAUAGAGAAUGCUCUUGUGAACCUGCAUAAGCAGUGUAAACAGGCGAAUGUAGGGCUCCAAUUGUUGAUUAUAAUUUUACCUGACGUCAAGGGGUCGUAUGGGAAAAUAAAGCGCAUAUGUGAAACAGAAUUAGGAAUAGUAUCUCAGUGUUGUCAGCCCAAACAAUUGUUAAAACCGAACAAGCAGCAAUACCUUGAAAAUCUGGCCCUCAAGAUAAAUGUGAAGGUGGGUGGUACAAACACGAUAUUGAAUGAUGCACUUAUGCGUAGAAUACCUCAUGUCUCCGAUGUACCGACGAUAAUAUUUGGUGCAGAUGUUACGCAUCCCCAGCCAGGGGAGGACAGCAGUCCUUCCAUUGCUGCAGUGGUGGCAUCCAUGGAUUGGCCUUUUGUAACAAGGUACAAAGGAGUUGUUUCUGCGCAGAAACAUAGGGACGAAAUGAUACAAGAUCUUUAUAUUGGAGAUCCGGCAGGGGGAAUUCCACAUUCAGGAAUUAUCAGGGAGUUGUUUCGUGCUUUCCGAAAUUCAACUAAUCGUAAACCGGAGAGAAUUAUAUUCUACAGAGAUGGUGUAAGUGAAGGACAGUUUAAUCAAGUGCUUCUCUAUGAAAUGGAUGCCAUAAGAAAGGCUUGUAACUCUUUAGAAGAGAAUUAUUUACCCCCAGUUACUUUUGUGGUGGUCCAAAAGAGGCACCACACUCGGUUGUUCCCUGCUGUUCACGGAGCAGGAGCACGUGAUACUACAGAUAAAAGUGGAAAUAUAAUGCCAGGUACUGUAGUUGAUACAACUAUAUGUCAUCCUCGGGAAUUUGACUUUUAUCUGAAUAGUCAUGCUGGAAUUCAAGGAACAAGCCGACCAACUCAUUACCAUGUAUUGUAUGAUGAGAAUAAAUUUACUGCUGAUGAGUUGCAAAUUUUGACCAAUAAUUUGUGUUACACCUAUGCAAGGUGUACUCGAUCAGUUUCAAUAGUUCCUCCAGCAUAUUAUGCCCAUUUGGCCGCAUUCCGUGCUCGCUAUUACAUUGAAGGUGACGCAUCAGAUGCUGGUUCUUCAACUGGAGGCAAGGGUGUUUCAGCCAGCUUUGAGGUUAAAUUGCCAUCGGUGAAGGGUAAUGUCGCCAACGUGAUGUUUUUCUGUUGAAGAUUCAAGAUGGUUUUCUGUAAAGAUCUGUGUGGAAAAAUAUCUGGUGUUGCGAAAUCCUUUUUUGGUCUAAACAGUUUGGCAUCAUCUGUUUUUUGGUCUAAAAACAUAGCUGCAUUGUGACUUACAGAGCUUUUUGGUUCUCUAGAACAAUUCUGAGAAGUGAAAGAAGUGAAAUACGGAUUAUGAAUUUGUAAGGGCA
This is a messenger RNA of Vigna angularis (adzuki bean), 3377 nucleotides long. Its product is annotated as protein argonaute MEL1. Gene Ontology annotation, biological process: regulatory ncRNA-mediated post-transcriptional gene silencing. The record is from RefSeq and is a predicted model, not a curated record. The transcript is spliced from 22 exons. Gene Ontology annotation, molecular function: protein binding; RNA binding. Gene Ontology annotation, cellular component: cytoplasm. Bases 197 to 3175 code for a protein of 992 amino acids. Lineage: Eukaryota; Viridiplantae; Streptophyta; Magnoliopsida; Fabales; Fabaceae.